UGCAUAAAAAUAUUGUUAAUCCACGUGUGUUUUGUAGGAAGACGAGAUCGACUAAAUGAAUAACAUGAGGUCCAAUAGAGUCCCGCCUUUUUUAAUUUCAAGACACGGAAGUAAAAGCCAAGCAUCGCUCUCUUUCCCCAGUGAUAUCCUGUGCUUUACCCUUCGAAACACCCAGCUUGUCUAAUACUCAUGAUGUCCGGAGGGAAAUCCUCCAAAAAAAGACCUCGUAUAAGUUUAUCAACCAGCAAAACUAAAAAAAAUGACUCUAACUCGAUUAUUUCGUUUUUUAACAAUGUACCGCCUGCGAAACUCGCCUGUCCGGUUUGUAGUAAAAUGGUACCAAGAUAUGACUUGAACCGGCACCUGGAUGAAAUGUGUGCUGACGAUGAUGACAUCACUGCAGGUGAGCCAGGAAACACUGGCUUCAGUUCAAAGGCUUCCACGGUAGAUUUAACCAAUAUUGCCUUAGAAGAUGUAACGCCAGAGAAGUUGUCACCAUCUAAGAUAAAUUUAACCCCUGGCCGAAGCGACUCAGCAAAAACAGGCACAAAACAGCAGACCAGCCCCUACUUUAAAAGUAACAGAGACUUGGUGAGCAAAACUCAAGAUGAGACGAGAGAUCGUAAUGUCAAAAUCGUCCCUCUGGGAAGCCUGUCAUCUAAAUUGUCCAGAAGAUACAUGAAGGCUAAAAGGUCUUUAGAUGAGAAUGAGCGAUUUGCCAAUCAGAGUCCACAGAGUUCCUCAGCCACAGCGGUUAAGAGCCUGGUUGACAACCGUUCAGAGAUGGAGGACCAGGAUCAACUUCUGGAGAAUAGUUCUCAAAAGGAAAACAUGUUUACCAGUGAUUCUCUUAAGGAAUCAAGGACUCCCGAAUGUACUGUAGAAGACACUGAAAUAAUGGAUGCUGAAAGCCAAGAGGCUGCCCGGGAAUGUGGGAUAUCCACACUCACCCCUCCCUUUUCAGAUACCACCCCCGGGUUAUUGUCACCGGAUUUAACUCUUGGAAGUAAAUUACAGUCUAUUUCAGAAGACAGUCUUGCAAAGCAGGAGAGUCUCGCAGGAGUAGCUGGUGAAGGUGAUGAAAUACAUGAGGCAGGCAGUUGUGAAGAGGUCAAAGCGACUGCCCUUUCAGAAGCUGAAACACAGCUGUCACACUGGGAGGCAAAAUCUCAUAGUCCUACAACCAAUGCUUCGAAAUGGAGUCACAGCCAAGAAUGUCCUCUGGAACAUGCCCGUGGCUUAGAGAAUGAAAUCACUCCUAGAAUGUCUUCGGAGCAGGGGUCAGUCUGGGAUGUCCCUGGUGUAACAAGCCUAGCACCACCGAAUCACCCUUACUACCUUAGGAGUUUCCUGGUGGUGCUGAAUGCCGUGUUUGAGAAUGAAGAUGACAGAAUGCUCUUUGAUGAGCAGGAGAAAGGAAUUGUAACUCGGUUUUACCAAUUAUCAGCCAAUGGUCAGAAGUUAUAUGUAAGACUGUUUCAACGUAAAUUCAGCUGGAUUAAGAUGAAUAAAUUGGAAUAUGAAGAGAUUGCCCCCGACUUAACACCUGUGGUUCAAGAACUGCAGCAAGCUGGCUUCCUGCAGACAGAAUCUGAGUUGCAAGAACUCUCUGAAGUGCUCGAGCUACUUUCUGCCCCUGAACUAAAAACCCUGGCAAAGACCUUCCACCUGGCGAAUCACAGCGGGCAGAAGCAGCAGCUGGUGGACGCCUUUCUCAAACUGGCCAAACAGCGUUCGGUCUGCACUUGGGGCAGGAACCAGCCUGGCGUCGGUGCUGUGAUCUUAAAAAGAGCUAAAGACCUGGUGGGACGGGCCCUGAGAGUCUGCAAGGGCCCCCGGGCGGUGUUCUCCCGGGUCCUGCUGCUUUUCUCACCCACUGACGCAGUGGAGGACGAGGACGCCGCCUGUGGGGGUCAGGGAGAGCUGUCCACGGUGCUGCUGGUCAGUCUCGGCCGAGUGGAGUUUCCCAGGUACACCAUCAAUCGGAAAACCCGAAUCUUCCAAGAUCGAGACGAUCUUAUCAGGUAUGCCACAGCUGUGCACGCGCUGAGUGACAUCGCCGCCGCCAUGGCCCGCGGGGCCUGGGAGGAGGCCAGGGAGCUCUCCCAGGUUGCACAGCGGGACUGGGACCGACUGAAGAACCAUCCUUCCCUGAGGUACCACGAGCGUUUACCGCUCUUUCUCCGAUGUUUCACAGUUGGCUGGGUUUAUACCAGGAUUUUGUCCCGAACUGUGGAAAUUCUGCAGAGACUUCACAGGUACCAGGAAGCCGUCCAGGAGCUUGAAAACCUCUUGUCCCAGAGGGUGUACUGUCCCGACAGCAGAGGCCGGUGGUGGGACCGACUGGCUCUCAACUUACACCAGCACCUGAAGCGCCCGGAGCCGGCUAUCAGGUGCAUCGCGGAAGGGCUGGCGGACCCGGACGUGAGAACGGGACACCGUCUGUCACUAUGUCAGAGAGCUGCGCGACUGCGGGAGUCCCCGAGCUGCCAGAAGUACAGGCACCUCCUCCGUCAGCUUCCAGAGAUGACCGUGGAGGACGUCAGGCACGUGACCAUCACAGGCCGGCUGUGCCCGCAGCACGGGAUGGGCAAGUCCAUCUUCGUGAUGGAGGCCGGGGGGGCCGCCCCCGCUGCGGUGCUGUGCUCCGUGGAGGAGCUGGCGCUGGCCCAUUACAGAUGCUGCGGCUUCGACCAGGGGAUCCACGGGGAGGGGUCCACCUUCAGCACGCUGUAUGGCCUCCUCCUGUGGGACGUCAUCUUCAUGGACGGGGUACCAGACGUCUUCAGAAACGCCUACCAGGCGGGCCCCCUGGACCUGUGCACCGAUGGUUUCUUCGCGAGCAGGGCACCAGCCGUCGAGGCCAGGCUGCAGCAGAUUCACAGCGCCCCGGCUGAGAGCCUGCGGGCCUGGGUGGCGGCCGCGUGGCAGGCCCAGGAGGGCAGGGCGGCUUCCGUUGUCAGCUGGGACCGCUUCGCUUCUCUUCAGCAAGCCCAGGACCUGGUUUCCUGCCUAGGGGGCCCCGUCCUCAGCGGUGUGUGCCGGCGACUCGCCACAGACUUGCGACACUGCCGAGGGGGCCUGCCCGACCUGGUGGUGUGGAACUCCCGGAGUCACUGCUGUAAGCUGGUGGAAGUCAAAGGCCCCAACGACCGUCUGUCGCAGAAGCAGAUGAUCUGGCUGGACGAGCUGCGGAAGCUGGGGGCCGACGUCGAGGUCUGCCACGUGGUUGCAGUCGGAGCGAAGAGCAGGGGCCCUGACUGAGGGCCGUGGGCUUGGGGCUGUCUGCUUGUACACGGACCUGAGGUCUUCAAAAGUGUUACUACAUUUCACUCAAUGCUGUUUGUUGUCGUAAUAAACCUGGUAGUUUAAUGACGCA
Vicugna pacos (alpaca) is the source of this 3379-nucleotide messenger RNA. Lineage: Eukaryota; Metazoa; Chordata; Mammalia; Artiodactyla; Camelidae. The record is from RefSeq and is a predicted model, not a curated record.